AUGGAGUAUUACUAUGCCAGGAUUUAUGGUGAGGAUGCUAAAAAAUUGGUUGAAAGAGUUUGCAAUGCUUUUUCGGAUAUUUUUAGUGAAUAUGGGAAUGAAUCAUCUCAAACAAUGCCUUAUGGUUCUCAUUUGGGAGAAAACAGCUCUAGUAGUUCUCUAAAUCUUGAUGGUUCAAGUGACAAGUUGAGUGGAAUUGAUGAAUGGUGCUCAUUUUUGGGCUUUUGA
This is a messenger RNA of Ilex paraguariensis (yerba mate), 228 nucleotides long. The record is from the annotation of a GenBank genome assembly. NCBI's taxonomy places the organism in Eukaryota, Viridiplantae, Streptophyta, Magnoliopsida, Aquifoliales, Aquifoliaceae.